AUGUCUUUGACCUACUCCGAUAACCUGGCUCCUCAGCCUUCCACCGAUAUCUUUACCGGUGACACCAACAUCGACAGGCGCAAGUGCCACCGCAAUGUGCCCAUGAAGGUGCUUGCUCUCGGUGUUGGCCGAACAGGAACAGCUUCCCUCCGCAUUGCUCUUGAACGCCUGGGCUACCUCAAAUGUUACCACAUGAUGUCUGCCAGUAUGGAGAACCCUCCUGACUGUCUGAUGUGGCACGACGCUCUCCUCGCCAAGUAUGAGGGUGUGGGUGAAUUUGGCCGCAAGGAAUGGGACCAGCUUCUCGGAGACUGCCAGGCUGUUUGCGACUGGCCCGCCUGUGCUUUCGCUAAGGAGCUUAUUGAAGCCUACCCCAAUGCUAAGGUCAUUCUGACCACUCGCGAGGUGGACUCAUGGCACGCAUCCGUCAUGAAGACCGUCCACUGGCGUGUGUCUGACCCUGAGCACCGCUUCGUUUCGAACUUCAGCUGGGCCGCCAGCAUGUACUAUCCCAUGCUGAACAAGUUCUUUGAGACCUUUUUCCGCGGCGAUUUCCCCAACAAGGGCAAGGAGGUCUACGAAGACCACGUCGAAGAGGUUCGCGCCCUCGUUCCUCCAGAGCGACUGCUCGAGUACAAGAUUAGCGACGGCUGGGGCCCGCUGUGCGAGUUCCUCGGCGAAGAAGUUCCAGACACUACAUUCCCCCGUGGAAACGACAUGGCCGACUUCUUCAAGCGCUGCCGUGGCCGCAACCGACGCCAGAUGGCCAACGCCGCUCUCCAGGCUGUUACUGUGGGCGGCACGAUCAUUGCUGCCGGAUUCGCUGCUACCAUGGCAUUCAAGCGUUUCUCGCGGUAA
Molecule: messenger RNA, 858 nt
Organism: Aspergillus puulaauensis
Lineage: Eukaryota; Fungi; Ascomycota; Eurotiomycetes; Eurotiales; Aspergillaceae
Product: sulfotransferase family protein
Exons: 3
Coding region: 1-858 (285 amino acids)
Source: RefSeq, a predicted model, not a curated record